AUGGCAACAGUAGGAGAAAAAUUGAUGAAGCGCUUAAUCCAACUUGGAGCUACGAUGGCUGUUGGUGCUGGUGUUGUAUCGAAGGCAUUAUAUAACGUUGAUGGUGGACAACGAGCUGUAAUCUUCGAUCGUUUUACUGGUGUAAAACCUGACGUUAUCGGCGAAGGGACGCAUAUGCUGAUUCCAGGAAUCCAAAAACCAAUUAUUUUUGAUAUUCGAUCAACUCCACGAGUUGUCUCCACGAUUACAGGAAGUAAAGACCUGCAAAAUGUGCAAAUAACGUUGAGAAUUUUGCAUCGACCCGAGCCGGGCAAAUUACCUAAUAUAUAUUUGAAUAUUGGACGUGAUUAUGCAGAAAGAGUGCUACCUUCAAUUACAAAUGAAGUUUUAAAAGCUGUUGUUGCUCAGUUCGAUGCACAUGAAAUGAUCACACAACGAGAAAGUGUUAGUCAUAGAGUUUCUCUUGAACUAUCAGAAAGAGCGAAACAGUUUGGCAUUUUAUUAGAUGAUAUUGCCAUUACGCAUCUAUCUUUCGGGCGGGAAUUUACAGAUGCUGUCGAGAUGAAACAAGUUGCACAGCAAGAAGCUGAAAAAGCUCGUUAUCUUGUCGAAACAGCAGAGCAAAUGAAAGUUGCAGCUGUAACAACUGCAGAAGGUGAUGCACAAGCAGCUAAACUUUUAGCUCAGGCAUUCAAAGAAGCUGGUGAUGGCUUAAUUGAGUUAAGAAAAAUAGAAGCUGCAGAAGAAAUAGCCGAAAGGAUGGCGAAAUCCCGAAAUGUUGUGUAUUUGCCGAAUAAUCAAAAUACACUCUUCAAUAUGCCAGCAGUGUAG
Molecule: messenger RNA, 831 nt
Organism: Brugia malayi
Lineage: Eukaryota; Metazoa; Nematoda; Chromadorea; Rhabditida; Onchocercidae
Gene: Bma-phb-1
Product: prohibitin, putative,mitochondrial prohibitin complex protein 1, putative
Exons: 6
Coding region: 1-831 (276 amino acids)
Biological process (GO): mitochondrion organization
Cellular component (GO): membrane; mitochondrion
Source: RefSeq, a predicted model, not a curated record